AUGGCUGAAAUGCCUACCGUCCGCAUCGGCUAUGUGCCCGAGCACUAUCUCACUCCUCUCCACCUCGCCCUCCGCUCUCCGGCCGUCGCCUCCCUUCCAUUCAAGAUUGUCACGACUCCCUUCCCAUCCGGAACUGGCCACAUGAUCACAUCGCUGCGAAGCAAUGAGAUUGAUAUUGCAAUCGGUUUGACUGAGGGCUGGGUUGCUGGUUUGACCGGAAAGACACAGCCCCAGAAUCCUGCGGAGGGAGGAUACAAGAUCGUCGGUCACUGGGUCGACAACCCGCUGCGCUGGGCGAUUGUCACGGGUCGUAACCGUGGGGAGGUCAAUGGUGUGACGGAUUUGAAGGACCAGAGAGUCGGUGUCAGUCGCCUCGGAAGUGGCUCCCAUGUCAUGUCUUUCGUGCUUGCUCAGCAGCAAGGAUGGAAGUCCGACUCCCUGACCAGCGUCGUUCUCGGCCCCUUCGGUGCCCUGCGAAAUGGAGUCACUGGCCAGGACGAGGCACAGCCUGACCAAGCCCCUAACCCAACAGCCGAGUUCUUUAUGUGGGAACAUUUCACAACCAAGCCAUACUUCCACCCAACCAGUGAAAAGCCUAACCCGCCGUUGAAAAACGUUGGCGAAAUCUUCACUCCCUGGCCAUCAUGGAUGAUCGUGGCGUCGACAGCAAUGUUCCCCAACCCAGAGAAGGACGCACGUCUCCAGAGCCUCUUCCAGGCCCUAGACCAGGGUAUCAAGGAGUUUGAGGCUGACACUGCUCAGGUGGUCAAGCUGCUGGGAACUGGCGAGCUAGGCUGCAACUACAUCGAGGAGGAUGCCACCGAGUGGUUGAAGGAUGCUAAGUUUACUAAUGGUACCCGUGGUGUCGAUGCCAAGGUCAUCGAGGGUGUUGUCAAUAUCCUCAAGGUUGCGGGUGUCAUUGAUACCGGUAUGAGCAAUGGCGAGGCUAUCCAGCGUGUCAUUGGGAUCCCUCGGUAA
Molecule: messenger RNA, 978 nt
Organism: Penicillium atrosanguineum
Lineage: Eukaryota; Fungi; Ascomycota; Eurotiomycetes; Eurotiales; Aspergillaceae
Exons: 3
Coding region: 1-978 (325 amino acids)
Source: RefSeq, a predicted model, not a curated record